AUGGAAAUGCUAAAGGAGGGGAAGAGAGGAGCUCGCCAAUUACGUGAGAAAAUGGGGCUGUCUUUCACCAAGUUGUUUAGCCGACUGUUUGCUAAGAAGGAAAUGCGUAUUCUGAUGGUGGGUCUCGAUGCUGCUGGUAAGACUACCAUUCUCUACAAGCUCAAGCUCGGUGAGAUCGUCACCACAAUUCCUACCAUUGGAUUCAAUGUGGAGACUGUGGAAUACAAAAACAUUAGCUUUACAGUUUGGGAUGUCGGGGGUCAGGACAAGAUCCGACCCUUGUGGAGACAUUACUUCCAGAACACACAGGGACUUAUCUUUGUGGUUGAUAGCAAUGACAGAGAUCGUGUUGUUGAAGCUAGGGAUGAGCUACACAGGAUGUUGAAUGAGGAUGAGUUGAGGGAUGCUGUGCUGCUAGUGUUUGCAAACAAGCAAGAUCUUCCAAAUGCAAUGAAUGCUGCUGAGAUAACUGAUAAGCUUGGCCUUCACUCUCUUCGUCAGCGCCACUGGUAUAUCCAGAGCACAUGCGCCACUUCUGGUGAAGGGCUGUAUGAGGGAUUGGACUGGCUCUCAAACAACAUUGCAAACAAGGUAGAAUCACAUGGUAUUCUGAAUUUUGCUCAUUCAUAUGUGAUGAUUGAUGGUUUGGCUAACUCUGUUUUUCUGGCUGCAGGCAUAGAUGGCAUAACUCCAAGUUCUCAAUUGCAAUGA
Molecule: messenger RNA, 711 nt
Organism: Dovyalis caffra
Lineage: Eukaryota; Viridiplantae; Streptophyta; Magnoliopsida; Malpighiales; Salicaceae
Source: the annotation of a GenBank genome assembly